Messenger RNA from Phytophthora nicotianae INRA-310, 2164 nucleotides. RefSeq lists its product as hypothetical. Gene Ontology annotation, cellular component: cytosol; mitochondrion. Gene Ontology annotation, molecular function: tRNA-2-methylthio-N(6)-dimethylallyladenosine(37) synthase activity; 4 iron, 4 sulfur cluster binding. The transcript has a single exon. Gene Ontology annotation, biological process: negative regulation of cyclin-dependent protein serine/threonine kinase activity; tRNA modification. The record is from RefSeq and is a predicted model, not a curated record. Lineage: Eukaryota; Oomycota; Peronosporomycetes; Peronosporales; Peronosporaceae. The coding region runs from base 59 to 1948 and encodes 629 amino acids.
CUGGUUACACUAGGGUACGCCGUUUUGCUGGUCCAGACCACUUCUGACAACUGGAAUAAUGCUGGCCGCAAGUCGCCGAGUCUUGGCUGCAUGCAGCACCCGUGCUGUCACCGCCGUGCGCUUUGAGAGUAGCGGUGGCCAUGCGCAAACGAGGAAGGUGAAGGUUCUCAGUUCACGUUUGCCCAGCGACGGACCGGGUCUGGGAGACUUUUUGCGUGAAUCGCAGACUCAUGACCACCAGCGAACGGCUGAGGCAGCGCGCGAGCCCAGCGAGAUGAAUUUCCCUGUACCUCCUACAAAUAUGCGAUCGCUAGAGGAACUGGAGGAAGAGCAGACGUUGCGCCGUCGCUCCUUCUUCAUUGAGACGUACGGCUGCCAGAUGAACUCGGCCGACUCGGAGAUCGUGCGUGCCAUCCUGCUGGAUAAUGGCUACACGCCGGCGUCCACCGCCGACGCAGCCGAUGUGGUGCUCCUCAACACAUGCGCUGUCCGCGAUAACGCAGAGGCCAAGAUCUGGAACCGCCUCGAGUCGUUGCGCCAAAUCAAGGCCAAGCUAUUGCGCCGGCAGCACAAGGAGGUGCAGACCGUCGGUGUCUUAGGCUGCAUGGCCGAGCGACUCAAGAAGAAGCUGCUCGAAUCGGACAAGAUGGUGGACCUAGUGGUGGGACCCGACGCUUACCGUGACAUCCCCAAUCUAUUGCGCGUCGUGCUUGGCAGUGGCGAAGCCGCCGUCAACGUGCAGCUCUCGCUGGAUGAGACAUACGCCGACAUUGCGCCUGUGCGCGCCGACCAACACAGUCCGUCGGCCUUUGUGUCAAUUAUGCGUGGUUGCAACAACAUGUGCUCCUACUGUAUCGUACCGUUCACACGCGGACGUGAGCGCAGUCGUGUCAUGAACUCGAUUGUCGACGAGGUGCGUGCACUGAGCGGCCAGGGCGUGAAGGAGGUCGUACUGCUCGGGCAGAACGUCAACUCGUACCAUGACAAGAAGUCCGAAGGCGCAGCUGAGAAGGGCCGCGGCUACGUUUCGUCCGCCGGCUUCAGCAACAUGUUCCGCUCGCGUGACGCUCCUGGCUUCCGAUUCGCCGAUCUGCUAGACGAAGUCUCGCGUGUUGACCCGGAGAUGCGUCUGCGCUUCACGUCGCCACACCCGAAGGAUUUCCCGAACGAAGUGCUAGAUCUCGUGAACGAAAGACCGAAUAUUUGCAAGCAGAUCCACAUGCCAGCUCAAAGUGGAAGCACCACAAUGCUAGAACGCAUGCGUCGUGGCUACUCGCGUGAGGCGUACCUGGCGCUGGUGGACAACAUGCGUGCUCGUAUUCCUGGUGUGGCGAUUUCCUCUGAUUUCAUCGCUGGUUUUUGUGGCGAGACUGAGGAAGAGCACGCCGAUACGAUCUCUCUUAUGCGCCAAGUGUGCUACGACCAGGCUUUCAUGUUUGCCUACUCCGUUCGCGCCCGUACGCACGCAGCACACCGCAUGGAAGAUGACGUUUCUCAAGAAAACAAGCUGCGUCGCCUGCGAGAGGUUAUUGACACGUUCAGUGAGGUGGUGACGCGCAAGAACCACGUCGAGGACUCGGAGCGUCUGCACAUUGUACUCGUCCAGGGUCCCAGUCGCCGAUCGACGGAUGAAAACCCGAAGCUUACGGGUCUCACAGAUACUAGCAAACGCUGCGUGUUCCCCAACCAGGAAAUACCGGGAUCGUUGCGUGCUUUCACGAAGCAGGCAGGAGAGUUGGCAUCCGAGUUCCUGCCUCUGCCCAGUGUUACAUCUGAGAGCGUUCACGCUGCUCCGGGCGACUAUGUGCUGGUGCGCGUCCGCGAGGCUGGGCGUCACACUCUCCAUGCUACGCCUGUGGCACGCACCACGCUACAGGAAGUCGCAGAGCUUGUGCCAGCAGAGCUGCUCGGCGCCCGACCGCAUUCGCAAGACGCGCUGGAGCUAUAGAUAUUAGACGCUACAUUUCCUUACGAGGCAGCAACCAAACACCAUGUAGUAGCAAAAGAAGCACGUAUUUUCCCCUCAUCAUCUGCUGACCUAGUGAGCGGCCACGGCGCCUUUGGCAGCCUCCGCCGCGCGCUUCUGCAUCUCCAUCUGCAUGUUGGAGAUCUGCUCAAUAACAAAAUAACAGCCAGUAAAAUGUCAGUCACCAGCGUUUUGCAG